UCACUCACUCUUCAUCUUCACUCCUAAACCUCCCUAAUUCUCAGAACUUCUCCGUUUCAGUCUUCCCCGCGAAAAUCUUCACCAAAUUUCUAAAAUGAUCCCCAACUUUCCCCUCACCUUUUUAUCCAUGCGCCUCCCCUAGCUUCCUUCUCCCAUGGACUCUAUUUUCAUUUCUUCCUCACUUCCCUCUCCGUUCGCUUCCCACUUCUCUCCGCCGCAGCCAACCCCCACAUUUCGCCAACUCUCCCCGAAACUGCGCUCCAAAGUCCGAAUUUUUUCAUGCAAAACCCCUCAAUUCUUUCCAUUUGCCCGUAGUUUCUUCAGAUUCAGCUCUCCGGAGACAUCCAGAGCCCCGCAAUGUUGCCAGGGAAAGGAAAUAAAGAGUCUAGAAGCCUCCAGAACUUCAAAUGGAAGCGCAGAAUCAGUUGUUUCUGUUACCAAGUGUAUAGUGUAUACGAUAUUUUGUAUUGCUGUUAGUUUCUCUCCGGUUGUUUCAUUUAAGGUUCCGGCAGUUGCUGCCCCGGUAGCGACUGAAAAGAUUUUGAAUAAAAAAGAUAAAGGGAAGGAAAUUGCGGUGGUGUUGAAAUCAAAGGAUCAUGAGUACUCAGACUGUACGAGAAGAUUGUUGGAGACGGUAUCGAGUUUGUUGAGGGUUAUAGAGGAGGUUAGAAGAGGAAAUGGGGGCAUAGAAGGUGCGAAAUUGGCGUUGAAGGCGGUGAAGGUGAGAAAAGAUGAAUUGCAAGAUGAGAUUAUGGGUGGAUUGUAUAAGGAAUUGAGGGAACUCAAAAGCGAGAAGGAAGAGUUAAUGAAGCGAACAGAGGAGAUUGUGGAUGAAGUUUCGAAGGUUCAGAGAGAGGCUGAGAAGGCAAAAGGGGAGAAAAGGGCAGAGAAGUUGGAGAGAAUUGGGAGGAUGGACAGGGAGUAUGGGGACGCAUGGGAGAGAAUUGGCGAGAUAGAGGAUGCGAUUUUGAGGAGAGAGACAUUAGCAUUCAGUGUUGGGGUGAGGGAGAUUAGUUUUAUUGAGAGAGAGUGUGUGGAUUUAGUUGAGAGGUUUAUUCGUGAAAUGAGGAGAAAGAGCAUUGAAAGUCAGGAGAAGAACUCUUUUACAAAGCUUUCAAGGUCUGAAAUUCAGAAAGAAUUGGAGACUGCACAAAGAAAACACUUGGAGCAAGUGAUUUUGCCUAGUGUUGUCGAAAUUGAAGAUAUUGGACCUUUAUUUGAUCAGGAUUCAACUGAUUUUGCUCUUCGUAUUAAACAGUGUCUUGAAGAUUCAAGGGAGCUGCAGAGGGAUCUGGAGGCUCGAAUAAGAAGAGAUAUGAAAAAAUUUGGCAAUGAAAAUCGUUCUGUUGUAAAAACACCUGAAGAUGAGGUUGUGAAGGGAUUUCCAGAAGUUGAGUUGAAAUGGAUGUUUGGUGAUAAAGAAAUUGUGGUUCCUAAAGCCAUUGGCCUUCAUUUGUACCAUGGUUGGAAGACAUGGCGUGAAGAGGCUAAAGCAGACCUAAAAAGGAGCUUAUUAGAAAAUGUUGAAUUUGGUAAACAGUAUGUGGCCCAAAGACAGGAACGUAUUCUUCUGGAUCGAGAUAGAGUGGUCUCAAAUACAUGGUACAAUGAAGAGAAAGACAGGUGGGAAAUGGAUCCAAUGGCUGUUCCUUAUGCUGUGUCCAAAAAGCUAGUAGACAAUGCCAGAAUCAGGCAUGACUGGGGUGCCAUGUAUAUUGCACUAAAAGGGGAUGAUAAGGAAUUAUAUGUUGACCUUAAGGAGUUUGAAAUGCUAUUUGAGAAUUUUGGCGGGUUUGAUGGACUCUACAUGAAAAUGCUUGCCUGUAAUAUUCCAACUAGCAUUCAGCUGAUGUGGAUUCCCUUAUCAGAGUUGGAUUUUGGUCAACAGUUCAUGUUGGCAGUGAGGCUGGUUCAUCAGUGCUUUAAUGGAGUUCGGAAGUCAAGAACUGUAUCAACUUGGAGACAUUGGAUUUCUGAGAAUAUUAGAAAUACAAAUGAUGACUUAAUGAUGUUGAUUGUGUUUCCUCUCCUUGAGCUUAUCAUUCCUUACCCGUUGAGGAUGCGGUUGGGGAUGGCAUGGCCAGAGUAUAUUGAUCAAUCUGUUGGCUCAACAUGGUACUUGGAAUGGCAAUCUAAAGCCGAAAUUAACUUUAACUCUAGAAAGACAGAUGAAUUUAAGUGGUUUCUUUGGUUCCUCAUUAGAAGUGCUACAUAUGGAUUUGUUGUGUUUCAUGUCUUGCGGUUCAUGAAGAGAAAAAUUCCAAUACUUCUUGGUUUUGGACCUUUGCGUAGAAAUCCAAACAUGCGGAAAUUUCGCAGAUUGAAAGCCUACUUUAAGUUUAGGGUGCGAAGAAUCAAACGGAAGAAAAAGGCUGGCAUUGAUCCCAUAAGAACUGCUUUUGACCGAAUGAAGAGAGUGAAGAAUCCUCCAAUCCCUUUGAAGGACUUUUCUAGUAUUGAGUCUAUGAGAGAGGAAAUCAAUGAAGUUGUGGCAUUUCUACAGAAUCCCGGUGCAUUCCAAGAAAUGGGUGCCCGUGCCCCUCGGGGAGUUCUUAUUGUUGGUGAGAGGGGUACUGGAAAGACAUCUCUAGCACUGGCUAUAGCUGCAGAAGCUAGGGUGCCUGUUGUGAAUGUUAAUGCUCAAGAGCUGGAAGCUGGACUGUGGGUUGGCCAAAGUGCAUCAAAUGUUAGGGAGCUGUUUCAAACAGCUAGGGAUUUGGCACCUGUGAUUAUAUUUGUGGAAGAUUUUGACCUCUUUGCUGGUGUUCGUGGCCAAUUUAUUCAUACUAAACAGCAGGAUCAUGAAUCCUUCAUUAAUCAACUUCUUGUGGAACUUGAUGGGUUUGAGAAACAAGAUGGGGUUGUUUUGAUGGCUACUACAAAAAAUAUCAAGCAAAUUGAUGAGGCAUUACAGCGGCCUGGUCGAAUGGAUAGAGUAUUUCAUCUCCAAAGUCCAACUCAAAGAGAAAGGGAGAGCAUAUUACGCCUUGCUGCUAAAGAAACCAUGGAUGAUGAGCUUAUUGAUUUAGUAGACUGGAGAAAGGUUGCUGAGAAGACAUCUCUUUUACGGCCUGUAGAAUUAAAACUUGUUCCUGUUGCCUUAGAAGGCAGUGCUUUCAGGAGCAAAUUUCUUGAUACAGAUGAACUUAUGAGUUAUACUAGUUGGUUUGCGACAUUUGGUUGUAUUGUCCCCAACUGGGUGCGGAAAACUAAAAUUGUGAGGAAGAUAAGCCGAGUGCUAGUGGAUCAUCUUGGAUUAACGUUGACUAAAGAGGAUCUGCAGAAUGUGGUUGAUCUUAUGGAACCAUAUGGUCAGAUAAGCAAUGGAGUAGAACUUUUAAAUCCUCCACUUGAUUGGACAAGGGAGACUAAGUUCCCACAUGCUGUUUGGGCUGCUGGUCGUGGUCUCAUUGCACUUCUGUUACCAAACUUUGAUGUAGUAGAUAACUUAUGGCUUGAGCCAUGUUCAUGGGAGGGAAUUGGUUGCACAAAAAUUUCAAAGGUGAAAAAUGAAGGUUUUGUGAGUGGGAAUGCAGAAUCAAGAUCGUAUCUUGAAAAGAAACUUGUAUUUUGCUUUGGUUCAUAUAUUGCGGCUCAACUGCUACUUCCUUUUGCUGAAGAAAAUUUUCUUUCUUCUUCAGAAUUAAUGCAGGCUCAGGAGAUAGCUACACGGAUGGUGCUUCAGUAUGGGUGGGGACCUGAUGACAGCCCUGCAAUUUACUACUCUAGUAAUGCGGUUUCAGCAAUGAGCAUGGGGAACAACCAUGAGUAUGAGAUGGCCUGCAAGGUUGAAAAGAUGUAUGAUUUAGCAUAUUGUAAAGCAAAGGAAAUGCUUCAGAAAAAUCGUCGUGUUCUCGAAAAGAUUGUUGAGGAAUUGCUUGAAUUUGAGAUCCUUACUGGAAAGGAUUUGGAAAGAAUAAUGGAUGAUAAUGGUGUUAUUUGAGAGAAAGAGCCUUUUUUCCUAUCCAAAGUUGAUUACAAAGAGCCAUUCUCUAGCGCCUUUCUUGAAAAUGGAAACGCAUCAGGAUCUCCUCUUCUGAACGCAACAAAUUAGGAUGAAAGGAAUUUCCGGCUCUAGCAUUACUACCUUCUUCAGAGUAUGAGAUGAAAGCCCUCACCUCUCGUAUGAGCUUAACCAGUCAGUCUGUGGAUGUUAUGUAGAUCUUAUAUUUAAGUUACAGCUCAUUUAAGAUUUUUUUCUUUUUAAAUUCUUUUUCGAGCAUAGAAAAUGCAGUGUUGUAAACUAGUUGUAUAGGGAGUAGUACUGGGUUGAGAAGAGGCUCGAUUCUUUUUCCUUCUCAACCAUUAAUUAUAAAUUCUUUAUAAGGGUUAAGCAUCAAUAUAAUGAAACAUAUUAAAAGUUU
Pistacia vera is the source of this 4364-nucleotide messenger RNA. RefSeq names its product probable inactive ATP-dependent zinc metalloprotease FTSHI 5, chloroplastic. The transcript is spliced from 19 exons. The record is from RefSeq and is a predicted model, not a curated record. Gene Ontology annotation, molecular function: ATP-dependent peptidase activity; metalloendopeptidase activity; ATP hydrolysis activity. Gene Ontology annotation, cellular component: chloroplast thylakoid. NCBI's taxonomy places the organism in Eukaryota, Viridiplantae, Streptophyta, Magnoliopsida, Sapindales, Anacardiaceae. Gene Ontology annotation, biological process: proteolysis. Bases 155 to 3943 code for a protein of 1262 amino acids.